GGCGGCAGAUCAGCCACAGAACCCAAAGGAACUCACAAGGCAUUGGACAUACCAAGGCAUCUAACCAGAAACUAAAUAAUUUUCUAAACCAAUUCAAAAACACUCAAAGUACCUGAUCAACAUGCAGCUUACCAUCUUCUUCGUAAUGAUCUCUUUGAUCUUCGGUCUGAGCCUGAUCCAAGCUGCCCCCAUCAGCGAUGGCAAAGCUGCCCAGGAUCCAGGAUUCGUUUCGGCCACUGAUCUCACCGGCGAGCCAGUUCGUCAAAAGCGUGCCAGUUCGGAUUACUACCAAGGCGACUACUUCAUCUGCUACCCAAAGAGUGCAGUCUACGGCAAGACCGGUGGAUACGGCGGUGGCUACAACCGCAGGUCCUACAAUUCGGAUCUGUAUGGACCCCAUUACCUGGCCGACGACUCCUUCGAAGCCCGCAAGGAUCGAGCUGAUGCCAGACGUGCUGCCUACACCGACAGCUUCGGCAAAUAAAUGGACACUGUACACUGUAAAAAAUGUUAGGAAAAUCACAGGUCUAGUUAUAGAAGUUGAACUAAGAAAUAUUUAUUUAUGAAACCAAAUAAUAUAUUAUUAAAGAAAUUAUAUUAAAAAAAUCGUAUAUUAAAAAAA
Messenger RNA from Drosophila ananassae, 622 nucleotides. RefSeq lists its product as uncharacterized. The coding region runs from base 122 to 484 and encodes 120 amino acids. The transcript has a single exon. NCBI's taxonomy places the organism in Eukaryota, Metazoa, Arthropoda, Insecta, Diptera, Drosophilidae. The record is from RefSeq and is a predicted model, not a curated record.